Molecule: messenger RNA, 2631 nt
Organism: Micropterus salmoides (largemouth bass)
Lineage: Eukaryota; Metazoa; Chordata; Actinopteri; Centrarchiformes; Centrarchidae
Gene: pawr
Product: PRKC, apoptosis, WT1, regulator
Exons: 7
Coding region: 265-1293 (342 amino acids)
Biological process (GO): positive regulation of apoptotic process; apoptotic process
Cellular component (GO): cytoplasm
Source: RefSeq, a predicted model, not a curated record
UCGGACUCACUGCGUUGCCAGAAGGCAGAGCGAGCGCAGAGGCUGUCAACUACGGACAAGCGGCAUUCAUCUGAGCGGACCGCGGGGACACACCUGGUCGGACCGAAAUAGAGCUGUUAAGACACUGAAAGAGCACCACACAGCACCCGGGUUAUUAAUCACUUCAGGAAUGCGGCGCUAUUAGGACGGGAGAGCUGAAAGUUCAAAUCAACUUCAACUUUAAGUUAAUUUGCUCCAACUUGAGGAACCUAUCAAAAAGGGAUCAUGGCCACAGGCGGAUUUAAGUCAAACGCCACGACAGACUUUCUGGAGGAAUGGAAGGCAAAACGGGAGAAAAUGAGAGCCAAAAUGCUGGGCGACAUUGCCGCAGCUACUGGCGCUCCCGCGGGUGCCAACUCAAACAGUAGCCGCCACGCCGCUCCACCUGGCACCGAGCUCACCAACAACGGCAACCCGGACCGAAGCGCCUCCGCUGGGAACUGCGUCCCCUCCUCCUACUCGGUUGCUCGGUCCUCCUCCGGCACGGCUUUAAAGAGACCCGAGGAGGAAACGCACUACCUUGCUGCGCCCACAGCCACCCCAGGGAGCAACCUGAAGAAAGCCCCGCCUCAGAUGGAGAAGGAUCAGUGCGCUUCCCCGGACUCCAGCCCCAUGGCUUGCAAUGACAGUGACAAAGAAAGUCCGUCACCCAGUAAGGCCAAGGAGAAGAACAGCUCUGGUCCCAGUGCCAGGAAGGGGAAAGGGCAGAUUGAGAAGAGGAAGUUGAGGGAAAAGAGGAGAUCAACAGGUGUUGUCAACAUACCAUCAAAUGAGAGCCUGGAUGAGCUGGACGAUGAUGACGCAGGUGAAAAGGACCGGAGGAAUGAGGAGGAGCUGGUUCAGGCCAACACUUUCCAGAACGAGGCCAUGACAGCUGACCUCGCCACUGCCCACUUAAUGGAAACCCCCCGAUCUGGGAGCGGCCGCCACAAGAGCUCUGCAGGGCCAGGAUCUGAGGAAGAGUUUGGUGGGAAUAGCAGACAUCGACACAACCGUCACGGCAGAGAUGGAGGAGCUACAGGACCAGGGAGUUUGGAGAAAAGGUUGGAGGAGCUGGAGAAGGAGCUGGCCCGAGAGCGUCAGGAGAACAGCAGAUUGCUUAAGGCCCACCAGGACAAAGACGACCUCAUCGGGAAGCUGAAGGAAGAAAUUGACUUACUGAACAGAGACCUGGAUGACAUUGAAGAUGAGAAUGAGCAACUCAAACAGGAGAACAAGACUCUGCUGAAAGUUGUGGGUCAGCUGACGAGGUAGAACCACCCCCCCACAAACAACCCAGUCUCCCCUUGAUGAAUGGAUCAUCUGUAUUCUCUUCUUUGCUCCUGCCCUGGGUCAAGUCCAGCAGCACGGCCUUUUACCUGUUUGAUUCUGUCUCUUCUGUCUGUUAGAGGUGAAACUGUAAAGUAGUCGUCCUCAGCGUCACAGCCUUAAAAACAUUCCUCCCUCAGGAGGAUUUAUUCCAUCUGUUGUAUAAGCUGAGCGAACUAGGGACUAAUGUUCUCCGACAGUCUCAUGGGGAUUGUCUGUCAUCGUAUACAUAUUUAAUGUAAAUGUACUGUAUAUAGGCCAUUUAGAUUGUUCAUUUUUUUUUCAAUUUAUUUUUUUUUGAUGAGGUCUCAAAAAGCAGAAGUAAAAUGAAUGUAUGUGCUGCACAAACAAGCGCACACAGUCUUUUAAAACUUGUUUAGAGGUUUGAAAAAAGUCUGUACCCAGGCAUAUUUAAAAAGAUCUCCAGUGCUGCAAUGUCUAAAUUGUGUCUGAGUGCAGGUUUCUUCAGUAAACUUCUGUCGAGGCACACUUGGACCAAAUUCAACAUAAUUACUGCUACAGUACCAUCAGCCAAAGUGGGCAUAGUGCCUUGCAAUGCAUGUGAGAUUUUUUUGUCAAUCUUAAAAACAAAAGUUAAAGCCUGGUGCUUUAUUAAUGAACAUUAGUGCCAGAUUUACUUUCUUCCAAUACUUUCUUGGUACAUUUGAAUCCCUGUAGGGCAUCUACAAACCUAAAUGACUCAUAUUUCCAAAUUAAAAUGAUACCAAUUAUAUGCUUUACGCAUUUCAACGUUAACAUCUGAGUAUUAUACUUGUCCUUGAUGAAAUGCUUUAGGGUGAAACCCUCGCCUAGUAUAUACGUGGAUUCUUUUUUAAAAAGCAUUUUGCUUUCUGUAAUUCGUUUACAAGUUAUGUCUCUGCGAUAUUUGAUAGAUGUUUAGCUGCUCUGUUUAUUGCAUCUAAGAUGUGUGGAGUGAGCUACAGUGCAUUUUUUUUGUAUGAUAACCAAAUGAACUGAAGGAACAUACUAUUUGAAAUGCAUCUCUGUUGUUUUCUCAAGGGAACAGGCUUGGCUGGUAUUGGCAUUUUACUUUCUGUAUUUACAUCAUUGUAUUCCACGGAGGAGCUGCUCAUUGAGCUCCUGCACUGGGGCAAAUAAUUUAUAGAUUUAGUAGUCAAUAGAUAACUUUGCUUCCACAUACUUUCACAUAUUUUGGGGUAAAGGUCCCCUGGCAGGCAUCACAGACCCAUCUCUCUUCCCAUUACAUUAUGCAUGUACAGAAGAUUAAGACAUUUAAUAAAAGUUUGAUUAUCUCUCUCCUCA